Messenger RNA from Macadamia integrifolia, 1224 nucleotides. Its product is annotated as calcium-binding protein CBP-like. The coding region runs from base 185 to 1078 and encodes 297 amino acids. Gene Ontology annotation, molecular function: calcium ion binding. The transcript is spliced from 5 exons. The record is from RefSeq and is a predicted model, not a curated record. NCBI's taxonomy places the organism in Eukaryota, Viridiplantae, Streptophyta, Magnoliopsida, Proteales, Proteaceae.
UCUCUCUUUCCCUUUCUGAAUCCAAUAAGUUAGUUUCGCUUCCGCUCGAUCAGGCUCAAGCUCAAGUUCGGGGUUUAUCAAAGCUGAUUCGAGUCUUCUUAAUUUUUAACCAAACCACUCUCUCUCUCUCUCUCUCUCUCUCUCUCUCUCUCCUGAAGGCUGUGUUUUUGGAAUCGGGAGAAAAAUGUCAGGGUACCCACAUGGAACACCAGGUUACGGUUACGGAGCACCACCGCCGCAAUCCUACGGAUCACCACCGCCACAGUCCUACGGAUCGUCUCCAUACGGUGGGCCACCGACGGCACAGCCGUACGCUCCCUACGGUAGUGCUCCGUCGGCACCAUACGAGAAGCCUCCCAAGGAUAAGCCACAUGGGAGCGGCGGUCCACCACCACAGCAACCUGGAUACGGUCCACCACCACCACAGCAACCUGGAUACGGUCCACCACCACCGCAGCAACCUGGUUACGGUCCACCACCACCGCAGCAGUCUGGAUACCCUCCUCCUGCCGGGUACGGAAGCCCAUUCGCUUCUCUGGUGCCUUCUUCGUUCCCACCGGGGACCGAUCCAAACGUGGUGGCUUGUUUUCAAGCGGCCGAUCAGGACGGUAGUGGAUUCAUAGAUGAUAAGGAGUUGCAGAGAGCCUUAUCGUCUUACAACCAGAGCUUCAGCCUUAGAACUGUUCACCUUCUCAUGUACCUCUUCACCGGUUCCAAUAACCGUAAGAUCGGACCCAAGGAGUUCACAGCAGUGUUUUACAGUCUUCAGAACUGGAGGUCAAUCUUUGAGAGGUUUGAUCGAGAUCACAGUGGAAAGAUCGAUGAAUCGGAGCUUCGGGAAGCACUUCUCAGUCUGGGAUUCUCCGUUUCUCCGGUCAUCUUGGGUUUACUCGUCUCUAAAUUCGACAAAAGUGGGGGUAAAAAUAAGGCAAUCGAAUACGAUAAUUUCAUCGAGUGUUGCCUCACAGUUAAGGGACUCACAGAGAAGUUCAAGGAGAAGGACACCAUGUACUCAGGUUCAGCAACAUUUACCUAUGAGUCUUUCAUGUUGACUGUGUUGCCUUUCCUUAUUGCUUAGAAGAGUGAAGCCAAUGGUGUGUAUGUGGUUAUUUUAGUUUGUGUUCUUCUCCACUAUGUAAACAGGAUUGUUAUUUAGUUUCUCCUGCAUACCUUCUAUGGAUUUGUAGAUUCUAUAGCGCUUCGAAAUGAAUUUAUCUUCGGUUA